UUGUGAUGAGCUCUAUUUAAAUGAGCUGCCGGAUCGGGGCAGGUUCCAGCCACACAUGAGCACUGUCAUUUUGGGGAACAUGGAGGGCUGAAGGAUUUUUGGAUCGAGUCCUAAAAGGCUGAGAGUGAUGGCCUCCUGAGCUAUGCAGAGGGCGACAGAGCUAGUUCCUGAAAGUUGAAAAUCUCGUUUUCUUCCUUCUGAGCGUCUGUUCCAAGGCACCCAGAGGAUUAGGAAGGAGAUGCAGCUAGGAAGAGAGUCGCCUCUUUGAGGUCUCCCUCUUGCUGUUCAGUUUGGGAAAAAUACUGCAGAGCCUUCGAGAUAAACAGGAACAGGAGGAGCCAACCAAGCCCUUUCUUGCAGAAGCGUCUCAGAGCUCAUCUCCUGUCCUGGGUGUAAGCGAGUAUACCUUACCAAGGAUGUAACUGAACAUUGUUUUGCUGCAGUGCUUUUCUUCUGAGCAAUCCAAGAUGGCCAGGAACUGCUCCGAGUGCAAGGAGAAGAGGGCGGCACACAUCCUCUGUACCUACUGCAACCGCUGGCUGUGCAGCUCCUGCACGGAGGAGCACCGGCAUGGCCCUGCCCCUGGGGGCCCACUCUUUCCCCGGACCCAGAAGGGAUCUCCAGGAGUGAAUGGUGGUUCUGGAGACUUCGCCUUGUACUGUCCUCUACACAAACAGGAAGUGCUCAAGCUAUUCUGCGAGACCUGUGAUGUGCUCACAUGCCAUAGCUGCCUCAUGGUGGAACACAAAGAACACAGGUGUAGACAUCUUGAAGAAGUUUUGCAAAACCAGAGGAUGCUUCUGGAAAGUGUGACUACACAGGUGGCGCAUAAGAAAUCUAGUCUACAGACAUCUGCAAAGCAAAUUGAGGACAGGAUUUUUGAGGUGAAGCAUCAGCACAGGAAGGUGGAAAACCAGAUCAAAAUGGCCAAGAUGGUUCUGAUGAACGAGCUGAACAAACAGGCCAAUGGGCUCCUAGAGGAGCUGGAGGGCAUUACUAAUGAAAGGAAGCGGAAGCUGGAGCAGCAGUUACAGAGCAUCAUGGUUCUCAACCGUCAGUUUGAGCAUGUGCAGAAUUUCAUUAAUUGGGCUGUCUGCAGCAAAACCAGCAUCCCUUUCCUUUUCAGCAAAGAGCUGAUUGUGUUUCAGAUGCAGCGAUUGCUGGAGACCAACUGUAACACAGACCCUGGUUCCCCUUGGAGUAUCAGAUUCACUUGGGAGCCUAACUUCUGGACCAAGCAGCUGGCUUCCCUUGGCUGUAUAACUACUGAGGGUGGACAGCUGUCCCCGGCAGAUACUCCUGCUUAUGGAAGCUUACAGGGACCAACAUCUUUCUAUCAAAGCCACCAGUCCCCAGGGGCUCAGCAGGAGACUCUCAGCCCUCCCUCACACAGGUUCCAGUCUCCAGCACUGUGUUCCUCGUCUGUGUGCUGCUCCCAUUGCUCCCCAGUCUCGCCCUCCCUCAAAGGCCAGGUCCCGCCACCCAGCAUACACCCAGCCCACAGCUUUAGGCAGCCCUCUGAGACGGUGCCCCAACAGCUGAGGUCACUGCAGUGCUCCCCGCUGCUGCCCAGGGAAAAGGAACUGCCCUGCCGUCCUCAUCCACCAAAGCUACUUCAACCCUGGCUGGAAACCCAGCCCCCUGCGGAGCAAGAGAGCACAUCCCAUCGGCUGGGGCAGCAGCUGACUUCCCAGCCCGUGUGCAUCGUCCCCCCGCAGGAUGUUCAGCAAGGAGCCCACGCCCCGCCCACCUUUCAGACACCCUCUGUCCAGGUGCAGUUGGGCCACCACCAGAAGCUGAAGCUCAGCCACUUUCAGCAGCAGCCGCCGCCGCCGCCUGCUCCGCCCCAGCAGCAGCCACCCCCACCUCUCCCUCCAUCCCAGCAUCUGGCUUCCAGUCAGCACGAGAGCCCUCCUGGGCCUGCCUGUUCCCAGAAUGUGGACAUAAUGCACCACAAGUUUGAGCUGGAGGAAAUGCAGAAGGACCUGGAGCUUCUCCUUCAGGCUCAACAGCCCAGCCUGCAGCUGAGUCAGACCAAAUCGCCUCAGCAUCUUCAGCAAACCAUCGUGGGGCAGAUCAACUACAUUGUGAGGCAGCCGGCGCCCGUCCAGUCCCAGAGCCAGGAGGACACAGUGCAGGCUACAGAUGAGUCCCCAGCAUCUGAAGGCCCAAAGCCAGUUCUCCCUCUUGACAAGAAUACUGCUGCUAACUUGCCCCAGGCAUCUGGGGAAGAAACUCCUCACAGUGUUCCCCCACUGGACAGCGCCAUCCAGCACUCCUCUCCGAAUGUGGUGAGAAAGCACUCCACUUCUGUGAGCGUCAUGGGCUUUUCCAACACACUGGAGAUGGAACUGUCGUCUACCAGGCUGGCGAGGACCUUAGAGCCACAGAUCCAGAGUGCGAGCAGCCUGACAGCUGCCCCACCCCAGGUGGUACCAAGCCUGCUGAGUGGCCCCCCACCAACCGUGUCCAGCCUGGUGGGCGGUCAGAACCAGGCUAUGCCCAGCCUGACAGCCAGUCACCUGCCGACCAUGCCCAGCCUUGUGCGUGGCACACCCCACUCCAUGCCCAACCUGACGAGUGAUCCCUCCCAGGCCAUCACAAGCCUGGCAAGUGAUCACUCUCAGACUGGGCCCAACCUGAAGUCUGGUCCCACCCACAGUGUACCAAGCCUGGCAACUUGUCCUCUGCAGAGCGUGCCUCCGGCUUCUAACAUGCAGUUGGAAACCGGAUCCAGCUGCAGUCCUGGCUCUGGCCGAACUUCAGGGAGCCUGUGCCCUGGGGAUGGGGCUGACCCCUCCCUGGGGAAUGCCCUGUGUAAGAUGGAAAAUGAGGAUUCUACCCGCUUCACUGACUCUCUGGGACAAGGCCCCACAGCCCCUGGUCCGGACACUUCCAAGGAUUUGGCUAUCCCCUCAGAACUGGAGGAGCCAAUUAACCUCUCUGUGAAAAAACCUGCACUGGUCCCAGUGGUCAACAAAUCCGUGGCCCUGCAGCAGUACCGGAGCCCAAAAGACUGUGAGAAUUUUGAACAAGGAGCCCUAGACCUGGGUACAAAAGGGAAGCAGAGCAUCAGACCCUUCAAUAGUGAGCCCAAGAUUCCCUAUGUGCGACUGGAGCGGCUCAAGAUCUGUGCUGCCUCCUCAGGAGAGAUGCCUGUGUUCAAGCUGAAGCCACAGAAGAAUGAGCAGGAUGGGAGCUUGCUGCUGAUCAUUGAAUGUGGUACUGAGUCCUCCAGCAUGUCCAUUAAGGUCAGCCAGAACCACCUGUCUGAUGCCAUCCAGGCCCCAAACCUGGGGGGAAGAAAGGUCACUGUCACAUCUCUGGCUGGGCAGCGGCCACCAGAAGUGGAGAGUGCAUCUCCUGAAGAACACAGGCUCAUUCCUCGAACCCCUGGAGCCAAGAAGGGGCCCCCAGUACCAAUAGAGAAUGAGGAUUUCUGUGCUGUGUGCCUCAACGGGGGAGAGUUGCUGUGCUGUGACCGCUGCCCCAAAGUGUACCACCUUUCCUGCCACUUGCCAGCCUUGCUCAGCUUCCCAGGGGGAGAUUGGGUGUGUACCUUGUGCCGCAGCCUGACCCAGCCUGAGAUGGAGUACGACUGCGAGAAUGCCCGCUAUAACCAGCCUGGAGUGCGGGCCCCUCCUGGCCUGAGCGCGUGUGACCAGAAGAAGUGUGAGAAGCUGGUACUGUCCUUGUGCUGCAACAGCCUCAGCCUGCCCUUCCACGAGCCUGUCAGCCCGCUGGCCCGGCAUUACUACCAGAUUAUCAAGAGACCCAUGGACCUGUCGAUCAUCCGGAGGAAGCUGCAAAAGAAGGACCCAGCUCACUACACCACCCCGGAGGAGGUGGUAUCAGACGUCCGCCUCAUGUUCUGGAACUGUGCUAAGUUCAAUUAUCCCGACUCAGAGGUUGCAGAGGCAGGCCGCUGCCUGGAGGUGUUCUUUGAGGGCUGGUUGAAGGAGAUCUACCCGGAGAAACGGUUUGCUCAGCCAAGGCAGGAGGACUCAGACUCUGAGGAGGAGUCUAGUGAGAGUGGGAAUUCCACUCCCCAGGGCUUUCCAUGGCCCCACUACAUGCAGGAGGGCAUCCAACCCAAGAGGCGGCGGCGACAUAUGGAGAAUGAAAGAGCAAAACGAGUGUCGUUCCGCCUGGCCAACAGCAUCUCCCAGGUGUGAGGGCUGGAAGGAGACCAAGUACUCUGGCGGCUGGUGCCCCAUCCUGUUGACCACUCCUCCCCACCUUUCAGCUCAU
Balaenoptera musculus (blue whale) is the source of this 4251-nucleotide messenger RNA. It is a transcript of the gene TRIM66, whose product is annotated as tripartite motif containing 66. The transcript has 20 exons. Gene Ontology annotation, molecular function: zinc ion binding; protein binding. Lineage: Eukaryota; Metazoa; Chordata; Mammalia; Artiodactyla; Balaenopteridae. The record is from RefSeq and is a predicted model, not a curated record. The coding region runs from base 468 to 4175 and encodes 1235 amino acids.